Molecule: messenger RNA, 1999 nt
Organism: Stegastes partitus (bicolor damselfish)
Lineage: Eukaryota; Metazoa; Chordata; Actinopteri; Pomacentridae
Product: cell division control protein 42 homolog
Exons: 6
Coding region: 143-718 (191 amino acids)
Biological process (GO): small GTPase-mediated signal transduction
Molecular function (GO): GTPase activity; GTP binding
Source: RefSeq, a predicted model, not a curated record
CUCUGCUCCGCUCAUCGACUGACUGAACCAAGUUGCUGCUCGCUGGUGCCAACGCCCGGCGAAACAGACAGCUAACGUUAGCUAGCAGAGAUACGGAGGGAUACUGCUAACGUAAUCGCCAGCAGCAUCAGAAAGCACAGAGAUGCAGACUAUCAAGUGUGUUGUGGUGGGUGAUGGAGCAGUGGGUAAAACCUGCCUUUUGAUUUCAUACACCACCAACAAAUUCCCUUCUGAAUAUGUACCAACAGUGUUUGACAACUAUGCAGUAACUGUAAUGAUCGGGGGUGAACCGUACACCCUUGGCUUAUUUGAUACAGCAGGUCAGGAGGAUUACGACAGGUUACGACCACUAAGCUACCCACAGACUGACGUCUUCUUAGUGUGUUUCUCAGUCGUUUCACCUUCUUCAUUUGAGAAUGUUAAAGAAAAGUGGGUCCCUGAAAUAACUCACCACUGUCCCAAGACCCCGUUCCUGUUGGUAGGUACUCAGAUCGACCUGCGCGAUGACCCCUCCACAGUGGAGAAGCUCGCCAAGAACAAACAGAAGCCAAUCACCCCUGAGACAGCAGAAAAGCUGGCUCGAGACCUUAAGGCAGUCAAAUACGUCGAGUGCUCUGCCCUAACACAGAAAGGAUUAAAGAAUGUGUUUGAUGAGGCAAUACUGGCUGCCCUGGAGCCUCCUGAACCUAAGAAAAGACGUAAAUGUGUUCUGCUCUAAGUUUCGUCACAGUCUUCUUCACACCAGUUUCCAAAUGUAGGUUAACAGUACUGAGGAGGUUUUCACAUUCCAUCAUGAGUUAGGAUAUUAUUAAAUAUUAGCAUUCUCACUGAUUUAACUGAAAAGCAUUUUUAAUGUGUUGAACGUGAUAUUAAGAGUGAAUAACAUUUGAUGCUGUUUGUGAUAAUUUGCUGCCAUUGAAAUGGUCCUGCCUGAUGUGAGCACCGAAUGCUAAACCUAUCAGCAAACUGUAAAGGACACUUUGAAAUAUUGUUUCUGUUCAACCAUGUUGUGUUUAGUUUCAUAUACAGAGGUGUUGUUACAAAUGAACUGACUAUGAAAUGGUAUUUUGUUAGAGCAGAUGUUUCAGCUGUCCUGUACAAGCUGAUGACGACGCUUUCGUGAAAUGCUCAAAUUCUGCUUUAAGUAACUCCCUCAAAGUUUAUUUUAUAAGAUACAUUCAGUCAUGGCACACAUUUCUGCAUCUGGUUGACCAGUUGUGUAUCUGCAGUAGCAAUAUAAAUCCUGCUGCAGUCACUUUUUUUUUUUUUUUUUUUUAAGUAUUUUGCUCAAUUUCAACAUACUUCAGGCAGAUCUAUGAAAUAUAUGAAGGAAUAUGACAUUUGUAGGCUAUUCCCUAAGUUACGUCUAGUUUGCCAAAUCAAAACCUGGUAAAUUGACGCCUGACAAAGCAGAGAGCGAAGAAAAAAAUGUAAAAUGUAUGUAUGGUACACUGACAGCUGUGUGCCAAAAAGUCAAUUUAAGUAACUACAUGCGAGGAGUUUGAGCACAACGAUUUCCCAGUCAUUUACUUUUUAUGACGGGCGAGUUAAGAAGCAGGUGACGUAUGUCCUGAAUGAUGAUCAAAAGUUGCAGUGGGUGAACUUUGUAGGAGCGUAUCCAUUUCUAAUGCCAGAAUGAUGAGCUAUUUUGUAAACUGAAUACAUCUUCUGUUACAAUGCAGCGUCAUUAACAGAGAUCCUGUGAGAGUUGUAAAAUGACUGAACUAGUGAUAUUUGCAUUUGUCCUUUACUACACCCCAUGCCGAGACUGCGGGCUCGAAUUUGACUUGUACAUAGAGUGAGAAUAACUCAUAACUUAUUGACUGAAUAAAAUGUGUGCAUUACUGAUAAGAUUUAGAGAAGCAGAGAUGACACUGAAAUCUAACCAGGAAAAUGUUUCUUUGAGUCUUUUCAUUUUUAUUCAAUUUGACAUCAAAGUUGUACUGUAUCUUGCUUGUAAUAAAGCAUCACAAUAAACCAGUAUUAUGAUUAAAUCUUA